AUGAGCUACGAUGCCGCAUCGUUUUUCCGCGGCAUUUCUGCCAGGCUGAGUGCGGCGAGGCAGUCAUGUAGUGACAGUGGAACGCGGAGGCGGGUAGAGGAUGAUGAUGAGCCGCAGCAGCCCGUCGCUCCACCCCCAUUGUCGACGAUAUCAUCAUCGCCGGUACAGCCGCAACCCGCGACGUGCGCGGACAGGGCAGUGAGCGCAACCAUAGCGGCAAACGCAUUAGGGACUAUUGUUUCUCUUGCUAGGAGCUCUGGUAUACCCACCUAUGCUCCUGCGGCGGGGGAUGGUGUUGGCUCCGCUAGGCUUUCCGUGCAUAGCGCGCAGGUUAGUGGAGCGUUCAUGACGCAGGUGCAGCAAGGGCCAGGGCCGCUGAAAAGGCGUGGCUCGGCGUUGACAGGUAAUCCUAUUCUGUGUGCUGGUAGGGACGUCGUUGUCGGCACCAAUGGGAUCUCCUCCGAUGAGGGUGGUGUGACGGAGGACAAGGAAGGGGGUAAUGGCAGCAACAGCAACACCGUUAGCAGCAGCGGCAGCACUGAGAGCGAGAAGAAGUUACCGUUACAUGAUUUUGUGACACGAAGAAAGAAAAUUAAAAAUAUGCCAACAAACACGUCGCCUGUCAUCGCUAAGAAUCAUCCCUCGCUACUCCCGCCGAAGUUGCCGCUGCAUGAGGGGAAGAAGACGCUUAUUUUGGAUCUUGAUGAGACGCUUGUGCACAGUUCACUCGUACAACAAGCGAGGCACCAUGACUUAGUACUCAACAUCCCAGUGGGCAGCGGUGCAACCACCGUAUACGUGGCAUACCGCCCCUUUUUAAGGCAGUUUAUUGACGCUAUUGCGGAACACUUUGAGGUGGUCGUCUUCACAGCGUCUGUGUCCAGGUACUGUAACGCAGUCAUGAAUGCCGUGGACCCAGGUGGCGUUUUGGGCCCUCUAAGACUUUACCGUGAACACUGUAGCAUCUUGAAUGGGGCAUAUGUGAAGGAUCUCUCACUGCUCGGGCGUGACUUGAAUCAGAUGGUUAUUGUGGAUAACAGCCCAGUGACGUAUUUAUUUCAGCAGCGAAACGCCAUACCUAUCCCCUCAUGGUUUGAAGAUCCCAACGACAUGGAGUUGAAGCGUCUGCUACCUAUAGUAGAAGCCCUUGCCAGGGCGGAAAACGUGUAUGAUGUUUUGGAUGACUACAACGCGGUACUGCAGCUGAAACAGGAGCAGAUGCGGGGCGGAGAAUAA
Trypanosoma rangeli is the source of this 1236-nucleotide messenger RNA. RefSeq names its product nuclear lim interactor-interacting factor-like protein. The record is from RefSeq and is a predicted model, not a curated record. Bases 1 to 1236 code for a protein of 411 amino acids. The transcript has a single exon. Gene Ontology annotation, molecular function: phosphoprotein phosphatase activity. NCBI's taxonomy places the organism in Eukaryota, Euglenozoa, Kinetoplastea, Trypanosomatida, Trypanosomatidae.